Messenger RNA from Micropterus salmoides (largemouth bass), 4578 nucleotides. It is a transcript of the gene lnpkb, whose product is annotated as lunapark, ER junction formation factor. NCBI's taxonomy places the organism in Eukaryota, Metazoa, Chordata, Actinopteri, Centrarchiformes, Centrarchidae. Gene Ontology annotation, cellular component: endoplasmic reticulum tubular network. Gene Ontology annotation, biological process: endoplasmic reticulum tubular network organization. The transcript has 16 exons. The record is from RefSeq and is a predicted model, not a curated record. Bases 173 to 1522 code for a protein of 449 amino acids.
UACGUUUCCACGCCGCGCAAACUCGCCUGGCAGUUGAGAUGAUGUCAGUUCAGAAAGCGGCUGCUUGCUUGGUUCUGCGCUAGCUUGACCAAAUGACCGGCUAACAGAAACACUUGAACACCAACUAAUUGACCCAAAGGAAUCAAAAAGGACAAUACUCUAAUUUACAGAUAUGGGGGCCCUGAUAUCCAGAUGGAAGACAAAGCCAACCACAGUUGAGCAGCUGGAGAACAUUGACAAGGAGAUUAAAGAGCUGGAGGAGUUUAGAGCCAAAAACCAACGUCUGCAAAAGCUGUGGGUUGGCCGGUUGCUUCUCUACUCAUCAGUCCUAUACCUGUUGAUCUCUUUGAUUGUGUACUGUCUCUACCUACCUGAACAAUGGCUGCAGAGAAUAUCCAUGGCUCUGCCAUUCUUCAUAUACCCUGUGCUGGUCUGGUUCAUCAGGAAGUUUUUGGUCUUCCUCUUUUCCAAACGCACUGAGAGAAACAAUGAUAAACUAGAAGAUUUAAAGGCUUCCAAAAAAAAGAUUCUUGAGGAAGUGAUGGAAACAGAGACAUACAAAAACGCCAAACUCAUCCUGGAACGCUUUGACCCCGAAGCUAAGAAGAAAGCUGAGCUGGAGUCGACUCCAGUGCGUCCUCAAAUGACUCCCAGACCAGGACAAGAGAUUCGACAGAGAGGGGUGACAAUGAGACCCAUGCCGAUGGGCACCCCGACUGCAAUGGCAAUGACUCCCUUGGGAGCAAGGCCUGCAUUGGGACCAGGGGGCACACCUGUGGAACCUGUUCCUCUCUCAGCUCCAGGAGGACCUCCAGAGAGAUCUGCCAUGUCUGCCUCUUUCCUCCAGGGGGCCGUACCCAGGACCCCCUGCUCCCCUAUACCAGGUGUAGGCAUGCACCCACCAGGUCCUCCAUUAGCAAGACCCGUUCUGCCCAAAGACAGGGGAGCUGUGGACCGAGUCAUUGAGUACCUGGUAGGGGAUGGACCACAGAACAGAUACGCUUUGAUCUGCCAACAGUGCUUUUCUCAUAACGGCAUGGCUCUGAAAGAAGAGUUUGAAUAUCUAGCGUUCCGUUGUGCGUACUGCUACUUUCUGAAUCCGGCCAGGAAGACACGCCCUCAGGCUCCCCGGCUUCCAGAGUUCAGCUACGAGAGGAGGCUGCGAGCUGAAUCUCCUUCCCCUGGACCAACACCACGUUCUGGGACAGACACAGAGGAGAGCCCACUUCCUUCUGGAGCCAAGGCUCCAGCUCCGUGGAAUUUGGUCCACAGUUUCCAGAUCCAGCAGAGUCCAAAGAACCCUCAGAACCGACCUCUGCAGAGUCCAGAUGAGAGAGAGCUGGGGGAAGACGCAGGACCCACUAAAGAAGAAGAGAGUGAGAGCCAAUCAAAGGAGCAGCUGCUGCAGAAGCAUGAGCAGGAGGAGGAGGAAGAAGAAGAAGAAAAAUGGUUCAGGAAGAGGAGGGGGCAUCAGAGCAGAGUCACAGUGCCCCCCUGUGAGACAGAAUCUCAGCCAUCAUAGUUGCAGAUAGUCCAAAAGAGGACCAGGGAUGUCUAAUCAUUCUGUCCAAAGAAAAGGUGUUUGUACUGGCCAUGAUAGACAGGUGGCAUUUUAAAGCAAUAUAGGUGGAGAAGGAUUGACAUCAACAGUAGUUUAAUGCUAUCUUUCUUCCUUGCAGCCAAAAACUCAGUUUCACAUGCGUUUCAGUUUGCAGCUUUUAAUAGUUUUUUUUUGUUGUUGUUGUUGUUGUUUAAAUCCAACAAUUUGUCACCAUACCAUCGUACUUAGACAAAGCACGUAGAGGAGAUGAUGUAGAUGCUGUGCUUGCUAGAUGGUGUGUGUUCUUAUUUUAAAAAAACGUAUUGCAGUAGGAUGAUCUAAAUUAUUAUGUUAGUCAUAUUUGAUCAAAUUGUCCAACGAUAUUGCCUAAAAUGAUGCCAACAUAUCAUGGCCUUAACAGUUGGAUUGGUUGACUGGGAAGUGAUGAUUGUAACUUUAAACUUAAGACUGUUCUCGAUGGGGUAGUUGGCUGCUGAUUAUACUUUGUAUGCGGUAACUGACAUAGUUAAUUUUUCAGUAUUACAUGAGAUUAUACUAUUGUAGUUAUUUUAGGUUUGAAGUAACUGGCUGCAGUAUGAUUUGUUGAUAAAAAGGGUCAAAACUGCUGGUUCACAAAUGGUUUGUCCUCGGAUGCUGCAUAAAUCUAAAUUCCUUCACUGACCCUGACCCCUGUCUGUAUAUCUUGCUAAAUAUCACACUUAUUAUUAUGCAUAGUGAGUUAUAAUACAUACAAGUGUUAUAUUCUUUUGUUGGGUAGUGUACAAAAACAUCCUACUAAGCUCUGAGAAAACAAAAGGAAUUCAACAAGUGCAUCUUAAAACAAACCUGUUGUGAAUCGGGACAUUGUUAUUUUUUUUUACAGUAUAUGCAUACAGGAGUGCAUUAAGGCUACUGCUAUGGCUUUCUUCAUCUCCUGUUUUUAAUCCCACAUACAAGUUCUUUGCCUAGUGAUGAAACAUCUGGGAUGAAUUUGUUAUAGUCAGAUUUGACUAAACACUGCUGCUUGUACACAUUUUAUCCUGCCGAAAUAAUUACGUUGUUUUUAAAGAUGUUUUAGGAGUGAGCUACACUCUGAUCUACAAGGAGCAAAGGUUCUGAAGUUGUAGGCCAAAAUAGAGGAAUAGACUAGGGUGUACAACCGUAAUUAUAUCCCCAGUAAAUGGAUGACAUUAACCAGAGAAAGCAGCUGCUGUAAAUCUUAGUAAAUCUUAUUCAUUGACUGUUGACCAUUCAUGCCUUUGUUUCUUUGUUGGUGACUUUAUGUGGGCCAACUUCUGUCAGCGGCAAAUUGUUUUCACUAAUGUUAAAUGCCCCACCUAUGGUUGCAGUUACCCAGAACACUGUGCGCACUACCCAAUAACUGAACUCAGAUCAGCCUUCUGUGGCGAUCUGGUACAGCAGAAAAUGUGCGUUUUGAGCGGAGGCAGAAGCAUUUUUGUUACUCAGCUAUUUAAUAACCCUGUUGCUUUGUCUGUGCUCUACACGGAUAGAAACCAGAUUCAUCAGGUCUGGAAAAGUACUUACUAAAGACUAAAGUCUCCAAAUAGUUUACAGAAAUAAGUAGACGUUUUACGUACUCAAGCUUUUUUUGCAGAAUGGGAAAAGUGAACCUGUGCAUUUUAAUUCAGCUGUUUUUCUUUGAGAUGUGGCCUGUCAACUUAAUCUAAUUUAUUACUUGAGGGAUAGCAUAGGUGUUAAUGAACUAUGCUAACAACAAAGCAAUUUCUGAGUAAACCGAACCAAUAAACAUUUAGCAGGUGAGAAAAACAGCCUGGAGCAAAAACUGCCAAUGUAUCUCUAUCUUGUUGUUGCCAAUCAUAGUUCUCAAUAGGAUUAUCAUUUGCACUGUUUUAUCUGUAUUUCCUGACACCAUUUGCACAGAAUUUUUCUUUGUAUUUAUUUGGCCAUAUUGUGUUUUAAUGUGUUGUUCAGGUAUUGCGGCACCGUUUGGUUUUAAACAUUUAGAGGCUUAAUCUGUAAAUGCCAUGGUUCUGUCACAACUAUUUAAAACGAGGUCUGAUUUAGGUCCCGCAGCCUGCGAGUUUGCUGCAGAUUAGCAUUUGUUAAUCAAAUGUUUUUCAAGUGUUUUCUUGUUUGUGCUUACAUUGAUUUUAAGAGUUGUACAUAUGUGCACUCACAGUAGGAACCUGCUGUAAUCAUAAUGUGUGCUUUGUUUGCUACUGAUAUUUUCAUUAGGUUAUAGUGUAAUCUUCCCCAUGUCUAACUACUGUUACAGCUACAUCAAAAUUAAGGAGGUUCAUUUUGUAAGCACUAGCACCUAGUGUGUUAAUAACAGUUUAUUCUGUUAUUAAAUGGAAACAGAAGAAAUAGUGUCUAUGCAAAUGUAAAUAUGUUGUAUCACCUGUGUUGUACAGGUCUGAUCCUAGAAACACACUCUGACUCAGUGGGUUAAAUAAUAUUGAGGGGACACAUGAAGUUCUAUUUAAUACCCUACCUUAUCUCUGUGCGUUUGUUGUUGUUGACCUCAAAACAUCCCAGAAUAAUUUGGCUGUAAUGGUUUGGGCUUGCCUUCUUAAUCUAUACAUGGUAGCAAAAGUGCUAUUGGACAAACCUUUGUUGAAUGUUGAAAUGAGACCAUGUAAUGAAUUUACAGUUGGCUCUCUCCAUGCCUUGACCACAGCUUUACAAUUUGAUUUUGUCCUGUUGUUUACCUCCACCAGGCAGCUGUGUUUCCAGAAGCUGCAAAAUGUAGCGUCAUGGUACCGUACCAGCUCACUGAGUUGUUUAGUUGGAUGGUACCAGAGUUAACGAGCUUUUUAUCUCCCAUUAAUACCUGCUGGUGAUGAAUAUAUGGUAUAAAAUUCAUGAAGCUGUCACUUCUAAAACUUCUAAGAUCCUCAACAUGUUUUCUCACUCACUGACACAUGUAAUACCUGUUUACUUUGUAUUUGUAGUUUUGUUUUUCUCUGCUAGACUUAUCACUUAGUUUUUUGCCAACGCUGGUUCUCAUUAAGUGUGCGCAUGGCACGCCUAUUAAAUGUUUUUCAACAACUAAA